This is a messenger RNA of Anguilla rostrata (American eel), 6158 nucleotides long. RefSeq names its product SRC kinase signaling inhibitor 1-like. Gene Ontology annotation, biological process: regulation of dendritic spine morphogenesis. Lineage: Eukaryota; Metazoa; Chordata; Actinopteri; Anguilliformes; Anguillidae. Gene Ontology annotation, cellular component: postsynaptic density; actin cytoskeleton; cytoplasm. The record is from RefSeq and is a predicted model, not a curated record. The coding region runs from base 481 to 5859 and encodes 1792 amino acids. The transcript is spliced from 23 exons.
CGCGUUCUCUAUUGACUUCAGUUUAGCUCUAAUAGAUUAAGCAAACAAUGUGUCAUCAAAAAUGCAGCUACACGGAAAAGACCGGCGUGCGUUGUAUUGUCUUUCGAAGUUGAUAUCAGUGUUUUUGGGAGGCUUGAAAAUGCACGCGCUUGAGAGACGCUGAAGAGACAUUUAACCUCGACACGCCUUGCAACAAAACCGAAGCAAAUUGUCCCGCGUUAUGUGGAAAAAACAAAAAACAAAUUGCAAUUCAAAACAGUUUAACAAAUAUUUGAAGCCUGUAAGUAAAGAAAGGCUUGCUUGUCUGGUAUUUCGGAAGUGUUUGUUUGAGUCUCCGUUUACGUAAACCCGACCACGGACAAAAAUAAGAAUACUGCUCAGAAACAAACAUUCCAAAACAUGGAGAUCAAAUGCACAGCCGCUCCAUGCUGUGCUGUUACAGACUGGAAGGUCACGUAGGCCUUCUGACCAGAUGCUUUUAUGCUGUCCCACGGGCUGGAGUUGAAGCGGAAUGGCGAUCGUGCCUGUGCUGUUGCUGCUAUAGCCAACGCCGGGGCCUGUUUUCCCAAGCAAGAUCCCGAGCGCGGCGGGGGAGGUCACAUGAUCUCCACGGACGACCUGGAGUACCCGCGGGAGUACCGCACGCUGGGCAACGGCACGCGGCGCUUCUCCAACGUGGGGCUGGUGCACACGUCCGAGCACCGGCACACCGUCAUCGCCGCGCAGAGCCUGGAGGCGCUGACCGGCCUGCAGAAGGCCGACAUGGAGCGCAAGCGCGACGCCUUCCUGGACCACCUCAAGAACAAGUACCCGCCGCAGCACCCGCCGUCCCCCUCCCCGUCCCACGGCAGCAUGAGGGGGGCGCCCGAGCGCGCCCGCGACCGAGACCGCGACCGCGAACGCGAACAGCAACAGCCGAACUACUGGAGCUUUAAGACGCGUAGCCCCCGGCACUCCCAGUCCACGCAGUCGGGCCUGGCUGACCAGGCCGCCAAGCUGUCCUUCGCCUCGGCCGAGUCGCUGGAGACCAUGUCGGAGGCAGACGUCCCGCUGGGGUUCAACCGAAUGAACCGCUUCCGGCAGAGCCUGCCCCUGUCCCGCUCGGCCAGCCAGACCAAGCUGCGCUCCCCAGGCGUGCUCUUCCUGCAGUUCGGGGACGAGACGCGGCGGGUGCACAUCACGCACGAGCUGAGCAGCCUGGACACGCUGCACGCGCUCAUCGUGCACAUGUUCCCGCAGAAGCUCACCAUGGGCAUGCUCAAGUCGCCCAACACCGCCAUCCUCAUCAAGGACGAGGCACGCAACGUCUUCUACGUGCUGGAGGACGUGCGCGACAUCCAGGACCGCAGCAUCAUCAAGAUCUACCGCAAGGAGCCCAUCUACGCCUCCUACCCCGCCGCCCACCUGGCCAACGGCGACCUGCGGAGGGAGAUGGUGUACUCGUCCCGCGACUCCUCCCCAACCCGCCGCCUCAACAGCCUGCCCUCCUCGGCCUCGCCCCCCUCCGGCUCGCCGUCCCGCUCCCGCCUGUCCUACGGCGGGGGGCGCCCCCCUUCCUUCUCCGGGCCCGGGGGCCACCCGGGCCAGCAGCCGCACCACCCCCACCACCCGCACCAGCCCCACCCGCACCACCCGCAGGCGGGCCACCCGGCGGGCGGCGGCGGCGGCGGCGGCGGCCUCUCCCCGUCGCCCAGCGCCAUCCUGGAGCGGCGCGACGUGAAGCCGGACGAGGAGGUGUCCGGGAAGAACAUGGUGGUGCUGAAGAACGAGGGCCUCUACGCCGACCCCUACGGCCUGGUGCACGAGGGCCGGCUCAGCAUCGCCUCCACGCAGUCGCUGGCCGCCAUCGGCGACCCCUUCGGGUUCCCCGUGUCCGGCGGCCUGUACCGCCGCGGCUCCGUCCGCUCGCUCAGCACCUACUCCGCGGCCGCCCUGCAGGGGGAGCUGGAGGAGGCGCUGUACAAGCCCGGCGGGCCGCUGUACGCGGACUCCUACGCCUCCACGCUGGGCAUGGGCUUCCGCCUGCCGCCCUCCUCGCCGCAGAAGAUCCCGGACAUGCAGCUGCGCGACCGGGACGCGUACUCGGGCCCGCCCAGCCGCGCCUCGCCCGUCCGCCAGACCUUCCGCAAGGACUCCGCCUCCUCCGUCUUCGUGGAGAGCCCCAAGUCCCGCCCCGGCUCCGGGUCCGACCCGCUCGGCGGGGGCGGGGGCGUGGGGGAGGGGCCGAGGGGGACCGGGUACGGCUCCCCGCUGCCCGGCAACGAGACGGAGACGCGUGAGCGGAUGGAGGCCAUGGAGAAGCAGAUCGCCAGUCUGACGGGUCUGGUGCAGAGCGUGCUCACCCGCGGCCCCGACAGCGACAGCACAGAGAAGACUGAGUCCACUAGCGACGGCUCUGCCACAGGAACUCUCACUCCCUCCGCCCCCCUGGCCCUGAUGCCGCCGCCCCCUCCCUGCGGAGAAACGCAGACCGACAGUGACACGCGGCUGCAGAUGCAGCUGCACCUGCGCGACCUGCAGCAGAACGCCUUCGAGCUGCGCAGCCAGCUGUCCCAGCUGCGCAAGCUGCAGCUCCAGAACCAGGACUCGGUGCAGACGCUGCUGAAGCGCACAGAGACGGAGAUCAGCGUGCGGGUGACGGACGCCCUGCGCAAGCAGGAGGACCCCCUGCAGAGACAGCGCCUCCUGGUGGAGGAGGAGCGGCUGAAGUACCUGAACGAGGAGGAGCUCAUCAUCCAGCAGCUGCAUGACCUGGAGAAGUCGGUGGAGGAGAUCCAGAAGGACUCCUCCGUGAACCACAAGCACGCGACGGUCCAGGAGCUGGAGGAGAAGGCCGUGGUGCUGAGGAAGCUAGGAGAGACGCUCACUGAGCUCAAGAACCAGUUCCCCAGCUUGCAGAGUAAGAUGCGGGUGGUGCUGAGGGUGGAGGUGGAGGCCGUGAAGUUCCUGAAGGAGGAGCCGCACCGACUGGAUGCCCUGCUGAAACGCUGCAAGUCCAUCACCGACACACUGGCUACCCUGCGCAGGCAGGUGAAUGAGGGCUCCAUAUGGAAGAGGCACGAGGACUUUUCCGGCUCGGCCCCCAGGCAGAGUGAGGACGUGGGGAAGGGCGCGGCGGAUUUGGACGUCCCCACGAGCCCGCCCCUGAGCCUGGGCGACGUCGGGGACGCCUCCGGCCUGAGCAGCUGGACGCCCCACGCUGGCUCCGGAAGCCCCUCCGGCCCCCACCGCGACCGCGACUCCUACCCGCCCGUCCCGGCCAAGAGCCGCGCCCUGGAGGAGCUCUCCGCCCGCCGCGGCCCCGCCGACAAGUCCGUGUCGGUGGAGGUCAGACUGGCCGCGGAGCGGGACUGGGAGGAGAAGAGGGCCAGCCUGACUCAGUACAGCACGCAGGACAUCAACCGGCUGCUGGAGGAGACGCAGGCCGAGCUCAUGAAGGCCAUCCCGGACCUGGACUUCGCCGCCAAGCAGAUCAAGCCCCCGGUGCCCGCCCCCCCGGCCCUCCAGAGCCUCCCCCCGUCCCUCCAGAACCUGGCCCCCACCCCGGAGCACCGCCCCAGCAAGCCGCAGUCCCACCUCCACAAGCUGCCCAGCAAGGAGCCCGGCUCUCGCCGAGGGUCAGACGAGCUGACGGUGGCCCGGUAUCGUACGGAGAAGCCCUCCAAGUCGCCCCCUCCCCCGCCGCCCCGCCGCAGUUUCCCAUCAUCCCCUGGGCUCACCUGCCGCAGCGGCGAGGUCAUCGGGCCCGGCAAGAGCAUGAAGAAGUCUGAGUCGGAGGAGGCGGAGUCGGCGAAGCCGCACGUCAAGCUUCGGCGGACGGUGUCGGAGGCGCCCCGCCCGGCCUCCACACCCCCCGCCAUCGCCUCGGGGGCGAAGGACGAGGAAGAGGAGGAGCAGAAGAACGUGGCGGAGGUGUUACUGAGACCCCCCAUCAAAGCAUUCCCUCUCCCCCAGUCCCUGUGCAGGACCAGUGCCCCGCCCUCCAGCCUGGACCUGUGGCCCCCAGGGGCCCUGGGAUGGAAGUCCCCAGCGUCAGUGGAGCGGUCCUGUUUGCUGCAGGAUCCAAACACACUGGAUCAGCACCGCAAACGCACACCCAGACGGGCCCCCCAGCUCCAGGAUGUUUCAAUGAGUAGCUGGUCCAAUCGAGUCAUGCAGGAUGGAGUCAUAGCAGGAAGUGACAUCACAACAGGAAGUUACAUCAUAGCAGGAAGUGACCUCACUACAGGAAGUGGCAGCAGCUGUGUCAGUGACGCUCACCAUAACGUACAGGCCCAAACACGGCAUUGGUCGGUCUCAAGGGACUCCCGACCUUCUCAGGAGGUCCCUGAAGGCCGGGAACCCUGGGAAGAGCUGGGCCUCCUUGUUACAGAGAGGGAGGUGAGGGUGCUGUCCAGAGCAGAGGCCCAGAAUGUCAUCAGGGAGAGAGGGGAAGAGGUACAGACUAUGACUGUCCCAGUCCAGACCCCGGGUGAGGGCGGAAGUGUCCACAGCGUCCCUGACCUGAGCCGCGCUCCAUUGGUCCUGCUCUUUACGGAGCCUGUGUGCGCCGGCGAGGCCUACCGCCUCCUGCUGGCCAUGCUGGAGAAGGGCCGCGAGCCGGGCCAUCCUGAGCCUGCGGAUCCCUCAGGGAGGCAGGCCGCCAGUCACGGGGCCGUGGAGCUCCAGACCACCCCCGGGGCCCGGCCGGCCCACAGGCAGCUCGGCCAGCUGAAAGAGGCGGUGAAGCUGGGGAUAAGAACGGGACAGAGGACCCUGGAAGUCCCCGUCACAGCGGGGAUGGAGGGCGUGGCGGCUGGCCUGACCAGGGAAACCCUGCCGAAGCCUGCUAUCUCUGAGCCAGGCCAGGCCAAAGCAGACCAGCCUGGAUCAGACCAGGCACAAGCAGGCCAGGCAGAAGUAGGCCGGUUCAGGAGGUCCCUGGGGGAGGACAUCCGGAGCAGUACCUACAGGCGGCUGGGAAGCCUGGAGGAGACCAUCCGCGAUCUGGAGCACGCCCUGCAGGAGUUCGGGGUCCCCCCCUCCGUGCCCGUUGACCCCCCAGGCUCGACAACCACGCCCUCCCCCAACAAGACCCGGCCACCCGUCCCACCGAAGCCCAAAUCCAAGGCCUUCGCCAUCCAGCCAACCGCGACCAAGAGUGGCAGCAGCAGCAGCAGUCCCGCCGUUCCCGCUAAGCCCCUCCACUCCUCCACCGCCGCCUCUCGCCUCAAGCACCUGCAGCAGAGCAGCUCGGAGAAGGGCAAGACGGGCAAGCUGCGAGACGACUUCCUCAAGAACCAGGGCCAGCAGGCUCUCAGCAGCGGUGUCAGGGCCGUGGAGCCCCUCCUCUCCAGCGCUCGGACCGUCAGCUUCUCGGGCCGGCUGCCCUCCUCCGCCCUCCCAUCCUCCUCCUCCUCUUCCUCCUCCGUCGGCGUCUUCGGCGCGGGCCUGAAGCGGUACCCCCAGGAGGGGGCGCUGUCGUCGCUGUCGGCCUCCACCGGGCCGGCCAAGGCCCUGCUGGCCAGCCUGUCCGCGUCCAGCCUGGGGGCCGAGGCUCUGCUCCUGUCCUCCACGCUCCGCCACCACCGGCUCCUCCGGGAGCAGCGCGCCUCCUCCUCCUCCUCCGCCUCCUCCCCCCUGCCCAACGGCCGGCCCUCCGCCAUCACCACCUCCUCGUCGCCGACCUCCACCUCCUCCUCCUCCUCCUCUUCCGCCUCCUCCACGCCCCCCUCGCCCUCCCCGCUGGCCUCCCUCACCCUCUCCUCGCUGGGCCUCAAGUCGGCCACGCGGAGCCUCCAGUACUCCGGCCUCCAGGGCCUCCAGGAGCCCAGAGGCAGGCCCCUCCCCAAGCCCGUGCCCCCGGGGAGCUCUGAAUGAGCACAGAGAGGCACCAUCAUGCUGCAACCACGAGAGAAAGCACAUAGAACUGCCCCCAAACACGCACAAGAAUACCCCUAUGACACAGGAAUGUCCCUGUUACACACACAGAAAUGUCCCUAUAACACGCACAGAAAUGUCCCUAUAACACACACAGAAAUGUCCCUAUAACACACACAGGAAUGUCCCUAUAACACACACCAGAAUGCCCCUAUAACACACACAAGAGUGUCUCUAUAACACACAGAAAUGUCCCUAUAACACACACAAGAGUGUCUCUAUAACACACACAGGAAUGU